Messenger RNA from Mesorhabditis spiculigera, 1211 nucleotides. The record is from the annotation of a GenBank genome assembly. NCBI's taxonomy places the organism in Eukaryota, Metazoa, Nematoda, Chromadorea, Rhabditida, Rhabditidae.
AUGUCGUCUAUCCAGUGUCUGAACCCCAAGGCCGAGCUCGCUCGACCACGCCGCCGCCCUCGAGCUGAACACAGCGGGGCCUGUGGCCUCCAGGGAAGUGAUGCGCUCCAACCUUGGACCGAAGGGCACGAUCAAGAUCUGACGAAGGACGGCGAACGUGCUGCUCCACGAGAUGGCCAUUCAGCACCCAACGGCGUCACGAUUGCCAAGGCGUCGACGGCUCAAGACGACGUCACCGGAGAUGGGACCACGUCGACGGAGAACCACGUGCUGGAGGGUACAUCCUCGUCUGAUCACCGAGGGCUUCGAAUGGGCCAACUAAAAACGAUGGAGCUUUUGGAGAAAUUCAAGGUAACAAAGGAGAUUGACUGCGAGACGCUGAUCAACGUGGCGCACCCGCUGCGAACCAAGCUGGAACCAGAAGCUCGCCGACCAUAUUACGGAUUGUGCUUGUCGACGCCGUGCUCACCAUCCGAGAUGAUGCAACAUGAAAGUGAUAUGGACACGACCCUAGUUCGUGGUCUCGCUUUGGACCUAUGGAGCUCGUCAUCCGGAUAUGCCGCGACACGUCGAGAACGCCUACAUCUUGACGAGGUAAACUCCGGUCUCUUCACAAAUCGGCUACGGAACGCGAGAGAGAAGCUACUGGCUGCUGAACGUGACUUCAUCACCAAGCGCGUUGAGCGUAUCAUCGAGUUGAAGAAACCGGUCUGCGGUGAUGAGACUGACCCGAAGAAGCGCAAGGGCUCGUCGUCAUCAACCGGAAGGGAAUCGAUCCGCCGUCGCUGGAUCUACUGGCGUCGGCUGGUAUUAUGGCUCUGCGACGUGCCAAGAGGAGAAACAUGGAACGCCUCCAGCUGGCUGUUGGUGGAGAGGGAGAGGACAACAACAACCUUCGUCGAGGACUGCAAGGAUCCAAAGUCAGUCACACUGCUGCUGAAGGGCCCAAACAAGCACACCAUCGUCCAGACUGGCGAUGCCAUUCACGAUGCUACAGUGCUUCCUGGAGCUGGCGCUGGGGAGAUUGCCGCUUACUGUAUGCUCAAGGAUGAGAUAAAGAACCUGAAGGGGCGUGCAAAGCUCGGCGCUGAGGCCUACGCGACGGCGCUUCUCGUCAUCCCAAAGACGUUGGCGGUCGAGGAACUACAAAAGAAUCCGGAUCAGGCGAUUGGCCUCGACAUUGACACCGGUCUCCCAGCAAACCUGAUGUG